Molecule: messenger RNA, 1545 nt
Organism: Baudoinia panamericana UAMH 10762
Lineage: Eukaryota; Fungi; Ascomycota; Dothideomycetes; Mycosphaerellales; Teratosphaeriaceae
Exons: 1
Coding region: 1-1545 (514 amino acids)
Molecular function (GO): protein binding
Source: RefSeq, a predicted model, not a curated record
AUGGGUGUCACUCGGCUCCCACUCGAGCUGCAACAACAGGUUUUCGCAUACCUCGAUACAAGAUCAUUCCAUGCCGCGCGCAAUGUUUGCAAGUGGUGGAGGUUCGCCUCGCUGGAUUCAACCACCUUGGCGAGGCAGUUGAGGAAGCUACCAAUUCUUCCUUCAGCCGAAGCAGCUACAUCCGCACCGCACGAAUUGCAGAAGCUGUGGGAUGAGGCCGCUUAUACACUUAUGCUGGGAACUCGAAUCAGCCGAAAGCCUGACAUUCAAGGUGUCAUGAGCAGCGCGCGAAAGGCCGCAUUCAAGAUGGGACCGAGAGUCACCGCUGCUGCUAGCGGCAAGCGUACCGUGACAAUCAACGACCGCACUAUUACCCUGUUCGACACGUCAGGCUCCGAGCAAAGAGUUUUGAUGCAGCGACCAGUGAACGAUUUGCGGGAGGCUGUGGGCGGAGGGCCAUGGCUAAAGGUGCCGCCAACACCAUAUCAUGAAGCUGCGUUAUCGUCGGACGGGACACUACUCGCGAUCGCACAAGAGCGGAUAAUACAGAUCGUUGACUUGUCUGCGGCACCGGACAGCUUCACGGUUAACGAGCACAUCACCAGCGCUACAGGUCACUACAUAUGCGGCUUGGAGUUUGAGCAGAAUGACCACGUCUUGCGUGUACGCUUGAGUGGGAAGGGCGCCGUGCUGUAUCUUGGCAGGCCGCUUGCAGCCGUUGACAGCACGGAGCAAGCAACGAUUGAGCACUGGAAGAGCAGAGCGGGUCUGCGACAUGUCUUUCUGGACUCUAGCCUUCUUAGCGUCGUCACGCAAGCACCGCAGGAUGAUAGCACAGGCCGCGUCUCUGGCUUGCAGCUCCUGAGGCCAUUUGAAGGCGGCUAUCUGUUUGCUGCUCAGAAGCACGGCGGCAACGAAAGUAGCCAUUACAUCAUUGGCCAUCUGCGAGCAUCAGUACCGGCGAAUGGGACCGCACUUACCGUCGAGCCCAGAAGUGUGACGGUGCUAGCCAGACUUGAGAGCUUCUUGAGCGCUUGGAACUGGACACUCAACGGCAAGGCUGAAAACGGAAUGGGCCUCUGGGAAAACAUGCCUAGUGCGCAUGAACACCAUCCGAACUUCGCUCUGAGUCCGGACGGAUCACUAAUCGCCAUCGCCGAGCGGGAUAAGAAGGCUACUAGACCAGUGCCGAUGAUGCAACUGUUUAUGUACCGUUUGCCGAACAAGCACAAGCUCCGUAAGAUCUUAGCGGAGGAGGAGCGGAAGAGGGACGGAAGGUGGGCUACGCUCGCUAGCUUUCUCAACCGUGUUGAGCGGAAGAGAAGGCGAUCAAGCAGUGACGACGAGGAGAUGCUUGAGGUUGGUCUGCAGGAGAAGAAGCAUAGUGUUGCGCGUAUUCCGCUCUGCUUGGGCACGAUUCGUGGUGCUAUCAUGGAUCUCAAGUUCGAUGCGGAGCAAGUCAACACACAACAGUAUGCGUGCGCGUUACGGCUCCUGGCGACUACAGCCGAGUCGACACAGUCUUGGACGAUUGCGCAGACAUGA